This is a messenger RNA of Olea europaea var. sylvestris, 2786 nucleotides long. Its product is annotated as adagio protein 1-like. Gene Ontology annotation, biological process: circadian rhythm; response to blue light. Bases 344 to 2206 code for a protein of 620 amino acids. NCBI's taxonomy places the organism in Eukaryota, Viridiplantae, Streptophyta, Magnoliopsida, Lamiales, Oleaceae. The transcript is spliced from 2 exons. Gene Ontology annotation, cellular component: nucleus; cytosol; SCF ubiquitin ligase complex. The record is from RefSeq and is a predicted model, not a curated record. Gene Ontology annotation, molecular function: protein binding.
AUGCUAAUCCAGUUGUGGUUCCAGAAGUUCGUGUAUUCGCACCCAAACUUUUCUCCCAUGGCGGUGAGAGCACAUUUCGUACCCUUAUUAUAAAUUGUAAUAAUUCCCUCUGCACUUUUUGGCAUCUCUGUCUGUCUCUCUCUCUCUCUUUCUCCGUGUGUGUAUUUUGCUAGGCCAAACACCUUGUCCACUUAUUUCCCACCUAAAAUCUACGCAUACCUUGUUGAAAUUCGAUCUGGAUAUUUCCAAUUUUUUACAAAUUUACUGCUGUUUUCGUCUAUCCGUCGCCGAUCAUUAUGGGGUGAAUAGAGAAAAAUUGUGCUGAUAUUUUCUGUGAAGUGUGAUGGAGUGGGACAGUAAUUCGGAGUCUGAUUUGAGCGGAGGCGAAGAGGAGGAGGAGGUAGCAGAAGCGUUGGGGUUUCUGUUGAAGAAGAGUGGUGGAGGUGUACCGUUUCCUGUGGACAGGCUGUUGCAGCCGGCGCCUUGUGGGUUUGCUGUCACGGAUGCGUUAGAGCCGGACCAGCCGAUUAUUUAUGUUAAUUCAGUAUUCGAGAUGGUCACUGGGUACCGGGCAGAGGAAGUUCUUGGCCGGAACUGCCGUUUCUUGCAAUGUAGAGGCCCAUUUGCUAAGCGAAGGCAUCCAUUGGUGGAUGUCACCGUAGUUACUGAAAUGAGAAGAUGCCUCGAGGAAGGAAUUGAAUUUCAAGGCGAAUUGUUAAAUUUUCGAAAAGAUGGAAGUCCCUUGAUGAAUAGGUUGCGAUUGACCCCAAUAUGUGGUGAUGAUGAGACAAUAACUCAUGUAAUUGGCAUUCAGUUUUUUACAGAAGCUAAUCUUGAUCUAGGUCAUCUUCCAGGAUCUUCAGUAAAGGAAUCUAUAAGGGCAUCUGAUAGGUCUAGGUUUAAUAUUUCUCCUGGUGGAGUAUUUUCAGAUGGGAAGAAGAAUAUCAAUCGUGGGGUUUGUGGGAUAAUGCAGUUGAGCGACGAAGUUCUUUCUAUGGAGAUUCUUUCACGUCUUGCUCCUAGGGAUAUUGCAUCCAUUGGCUCUGUUUGUUGGCAUCUUUAUGAUUUGACCAAAAAUGAAGAGAUGUGGCGAAUGGUCUGUCAAAAUGCAUGGGGUCUCGAGACGACUCAAGUAUUAGAGACAGUUCCUGGUGCUAAACGUUUGGGGUGGGGUAUGUUGGCUAGAGAACUCACCACCCUUGAAGCAGCAGCCUGGAGAAACCUAACUGUUGGAGGUGCUGUUGAACCCUCUCGUUGCAACUUCAGUGCAUGUGCUGUAGGGAAUCGUGUGGUUCUUUUUGGUGGGGAGGGAACCAACAUGCAACCCAUGAAUGAUACAUUUGUUCUGGAUCUGAACUCAAGUAAUCCAGAGUGGCAGCAUGUCAAAGUGAGCUCUCCACCUCCUGGACGCUGGGGCCACACGCUUUCUUGUGUGAAUGGCUCUCAUCUUGUUCUGUUUGGGGGCUGCGGGAGGCAAGGCUUACUCAAUGAUGUUUUCGUCUUGGAUUUGGAUGCAAAACAUCCUACUUGGCGUGAAAUCUCCAGCUUGGCUCCUCCACUUCCUAGAUCUUGGCAUAGCUCCUGCACCCUUGAUGGGACCAAGCUGAUAGUCUCUGGUGGUUGUGCCGAUUCUGGAGUGCUUCUUAGUGACACUUUCCUGCUUGAUCUUUCGAUGGAGAAACCUGUAUGGCGAGAGAUACCAGUAGGGUGGACUCCACCUUCACGUUUGGGCCACACGUUAUCUGUUUACGGUGGUAGGAAAAUUUUGAUGUUUGGGGGUCUUGCCAAAAGUGGUCCUCUGCGGUUUAGAUCAAGUGACGUGUUCACUAUGGACUUGAGCGAGGAUGAACCAUGUUGGAGAUGUGUAACAGGUAGUGGGAUGCCUGGAGCCGGAAAUCCGGGUGGAAUAGCUCCCCCUGCUCGACUUGAUCAUGUAGCAGUUAGCCUCCCUGGCGGUAGUAUCCUUGUCUUUGGUGGAUCUGUGGCUGGUCUUCACUCUGCAUCCCAGCUUUAUAUACUUGAUCCUACUGAAGAUAAACCAACAUGGAGAAUUCUGAACGUACCUGGGCGGCCUCCAAGAUUUGCUUGGGGACAUAGUACAUGCGUGGUUGGAGGCACAAGGGCCAUAGUCCUCGGAGGUCAAACUGGGGAAGAAUGGAUGCUAAGUGAUCUUCAUGAGCUAUCUUUAGCCAGCUCUAUCCCAUGAUUGAAAGAAGAAAUUGGAAAUUGGGAAAGCUUUUGCGUGCACAAUUUUCUAAUGCUCUGGGAAGUGACACUUAUCAUCAGCAACCACUUGGAGAUUGUUUCUGCAUUUGCUGGGGUACUAGAUGUCUACAGUUGCUAUUAUCCAGCACGAUUCAGCUAGUGGCUAUACUUGAAAAAUUAUUUUCUUUCAAUGCUUGGGGGAACACGGGCUGAUGACAUGUUGGGGUUUAAUUUUGUGAGUGUCGUUCAAAUCCUUCAAUCAGACAUAUUUUAUGUUAAUUUGCUGUGUGUAGAUUCCUAGUCCUUGGAAUAAGUUAGGGUUUGAUAUAUGUAGUUUAGUUUCUACAUAUGUAGUCAUGUAAUAUUCUACUAGGUUGUAUUAGUUGAAAACAUGGAAGACGAAACACAUAAAAAUGAAAUUAAUCUAGUGUUAGGGACGUACUAUGAUUUUAGCAGUUUCUAGUAUCAAUCAUGACAUGACAUGAUGUGAUAUUAUAUUUUCUGUUCUGCCCUUCAUGGUUUUUAUGUAAUCUAAGGUUUUUCUUGAAGUUUUUAUCUGUGUUCAGGAGAUGGUUUGACUA